AUGACAUAUGAUCCUGAGCACACUUGUGGAAGAAGGAUCGAGAACAAGCUGGUAACAAGGGAGUGGGUUGCAGAGAAGUUAAUUCCCUGGUUGAGGACCCAGCCAAACAUGUCUACACAGCAGAUAUUUGAGUUCUUCAUUCACACUUACCAGGUGAAGUUGCAUGAUGCAAUGGUUUUUAGGGCCACCAAGCUGGCCAAGCAAAAGUGUGAAGGUGAAGAAAGGGAGCAGUAUGCAAUGCUGAGAGAUUAUGCCCAUGAGAUUUUAAGAUCCAACCCUGGUUCGAUUGGGUUGGAUGCUGCAAUCAAAGAAGUAUGUGAUGGUGCACCCCACAGAUUUUGCAGCAGGCAUAUCUGGGCAAACCUGACCAAGCAUGCUAAGUACAAUGGUGGUGAACUGCGAAGAGCAUUUUGGAAUUGUGCCAAAGCAUCAACUCCACAAAGGUUCACGCUGUGCAUGAAUGCUCUUCGAAGGAUCAACCAAACAAUUGCAAAAGUAUGGGACUUGACUGGCAUACCAUGCAAGCAUGCCAUUGCUGCCAUGUUGUACAAUAGCCAGAGGCCAGAGAAGUUUGUCAAUCCUCUCUUAAGGAAAGAGGUCACAGAUAAAGAUUAUGAACCUUUCAUACAUCCCAUCAGUGGUCAAGAUUACCGGGAGAGGACUCCUGAUGACCUUGUCCUUCCUCCAAAGAUGAAAAGACAACCAGGAAAACCCAAGAAGCAGAGGAAGAAGGCUAACCCUCACAAGUUAAAGAGACAGUUGAAUGAUCUAAGGUGUGGCAAGUGUGGAGAAAUGAGGCACACUAAGCGAAAAUAUACUGGACAACUAGUUGUUAAGGGGAAAAAGGACAGGCAUGGUGCUUCUACUUCAGGUGGUGCUCCGAGUGGUUCUGGGCUAGCUGAAGCAGAGAAUCUGAAUGUUCAAGUGGAAAUGAAUGAGAAUAUGGAAGUUACAACAGAAGAAAUGAAUAUAUCGCAAGAAUCUGCUCCACCCCAACCCUCAUAG
This is a messenger RNA of Punica granatum (pomegranate), 1005 nucleotides long. NCBI's taxonomy places the organism in Eukaryota, Viridiplantae, Streptophyta, Magnoliopsida, Myrtales, Lythraceae. The record is from RefSeq and is a predicted model, not a curated record.